This is a messenger RNA of Struthio camelus australis, 5340 nucleotides long. The record is from RefSeq and is a predicted model, not a curated record. NCBI's taxonomy places the organism in Eukaryota, Metazoa, Chordata, Aves, Struthioniformes, Struthionidae.
GAGGCGUGUGGAGAAAGGGCUGCAGAGAUGAGUAUUGUAGGUGCCAGAAGGCUGGCGGGUGCUUCCUGAGAGGGGGUUUUCCCUGGGAGAAACAGGAGCAUAUCGAAGAGCCCUGUAACAGGCAUAGAGGGAGCUAAUACAAGUAGAACCGGAGAGAUGCCAAUAAAACGUAAAGUUUGUGCUUACAGCCGUGAGGCUGGCUAGCUGUUAGAGCUAACUAGCAAGGGUGAUGGUUACCCAAUUUUUUUUCAAGCCUUUCUGGAAAGGGAUAUUUUAGCUGGGCUAGCACCCCUGCUUAAUGGUGGAGUAGCUGAGUGCGGCUUCUGCGUCUGACAGGUUGGAAACAAAGGGCUUAAUAGAAUGGAAAAGUAAAUACGUCCUGAUUUUCUAAAAUAAAAAUGUACCCACUAAAAUUAGUGGCCACACUGUAGGCAGAAGUAUUGCUGGUUUGUAUGGAGGCAUUUGAGAUAGUUGUAAGCUAACUUGGUUGCUAAAAAUCAGUUGAUGUUAGCUGCAGUUGAUGUUAGCACUGGCAGGCCACCUGAUUAAUUAUUCACCACCCCAGGGCUACCCUGACCUCUGUACUGUUGCAGUUAUGUGGCUGUCCAUUCGCACAGUUGUGAGUUUAAGACAGUGUUUCUGAACCCUGAGAGGAGCACAGUGUGCCUACGUGCUGAGGUAUUUCUGUUGAAUAAGAGUACAAUAACAUUUGUCAAUGGAAAGAAUUUUAUAGCAUUUCAGAAAUGUUUGAGGAGUAAACUUCACAAAGAGAAAAAUAAUUUUGGUAAAACUUAUACUGUCAACUAAGCUGCAAAUCUAGUUCAAUUGCUGAGUGGAAAUUGCUCUUCCGGGAUCAGCAAGCCUGUGUAGGAAGACCCUCAGGAAGACUAUUGCUUAGAAAAAGACUUUAGUUUAGGUUGGAGGAAAGCUCUUUACCCCAGUAUAAACAUGUCUGCAAUGUGUGAUUCAGCAGUAUAUGUGAUAAGCAUAAAACAAUAAUGAGAAUGAGGGGAAAUAAUUUAUUUGUAGUGCUUUAGGGAAAGUGAGUAUCAAAUGGAUGAUCAGAACAACUUUGAGUGCUGUUACAUAUUUGCAUUCAAAGAAUAGCAUUGGUUAAAGAUGACUUCAAAAACACAGAGCUGUUUUAUUUAGUCAUUGAGUUGGGCUGGGUUACUAGUAUCCUAGCCCUGUGGAAGGGGUGCUAAAACUUGCUUUACAGAGAACUCAUGCCCUACGUUAACAACUGCUACUGAUAUGAAAUGCAAUGAUUUAUAAGUUUUUAUUCCCUUGCCCUCUUGCUGUCCCCAGAAAAUCUUCUGCUGUUUUGUGGUUUUUGGCACCUUCUUAACUUCCUUCCCUAGGUCCUAAUUUCAGCUGGCCAAGCUGCACUACAUUGCUGUCUUUCUUCACCUCUGACUUCUGUGGGUGGUUGCUCCUAAAUAACUUCUAUCUAGUUCCUCUUUUGAUUUUUUUUUUUUUCCAGUUUUUUCUCUCACUUAAAACAGAACAGAUUCUAAUGAUGAAUAAGGGAAUAUGAGAGCAGGAGCAGGUUUUGGCAAACUCGCUGCCUAGUUAAAAUAAAGACUUUGGGUACCAGACAUUGUCUCUCACUACGAAUUUCUGUGUUUCCCAGUCUGAAGUAGACUGACUGUGGGGAAGGCAGUGAGAGCUGUGCUGCAAGGGUAAUGGCAGUAGAAGCAAAUACUCUUAAGUCUUUCAUGAAGAGGAAGGUGCAGUUGCUGGCAUGGCCUUCAAUUUCUAAGAGGCUGUCCUGUCAGUGAGAGGCCUCUUCGGAGGUAUGUAGUAACAUCCCAGGCCAAGCUCUGCUGUUCGUGGGACGUGCUGUGUAAUACUUGGAGCAUUGCUAUUGGGUGCAUACUAUCUAAGUAGGCAGGAUUUGAAAAGGCUAAACCCCUAACCUGUCCUUGAGAGGUUAUCUUGUUCUCUCCAGCAUUAUUCCUUGCAUUCCAACACAUACUCAGAGCAAGUUGCAUCAAAUGUUUGCUGUUUUCCCUUAGUACUUGAAAGCUUAAAUGGCAAAAUAAUCCAAAAGAUUCGGGAAGGGGGCAGAGUUCAAAUUUACCUAUGAAUUUCAGGUACCAUCCUCUCAAAAUCAUCUAAGUGUGCAGUUUUGGAAUACUGUAGGCCUGCAGAAGAGUCAUUGCCAUGUGGAGCUGUUUGGAGGAAACCUGCAGUAUCGGGGCACUGAGGGCGAGAUGUAGGGUUCACCAUCAAAUUGCCCAACUCACAAGUGCUGUCUGUAGAAUCCUGGCGACACACAGCUCCUCCUCCUGCCAGGUUCUCUCCUCAGCUUCCGCUCUAUGGGAAUACUUCAUCACGGACCCAAACUUUAUGUGUGUUGCAGGCCUAUUAAUGUUAUUGUGGUCUAUUAAUGUUCAUUGAUGUAUGGUAAUAACUUAUCAAAAGAACUGAUUACUAAUUAAAAGGAAAAAAAGUGCUAAGGGAAGAGGAAUGGAGUUAGGAACAUCUGUUCAUGUUUAGGGAGGAAAUGGAAAUGACUCAUGUAAAUAGGCUGUAGGCAGUUGUUUGCUUCUGGAUAUUUCUGAUCACAUCAAUCUCUCUCCUGCAGUUUCAUAUAGACAAAAGCAUAGCUUUUUUCAUUGCACAUAAUUCUAAGGUAUAUUGCUUUCUUAACAGUAGUCAUUUAACAGUGUUCAGAAUUCAAGUUAUGGUUUAUGUACUAUAUGUUGUUGCAUGCUAGAGUUGAAAGAAACUUGAUACGCAGCGGAGAAAUCAGUAUGCACAUUCAGAUACUCUGAUGUCUGUCUGGUAACGGAUAAGAGCUAAGAGUGGUCUGAAUAUUGUUGCAGUUAUCGUAACUGCUUGACUGCGCAUGCAUCAUGAUAAGCCUUUAAUCUCUCUCUAAUUUCUGUCUAUGAUGAUUUGCUAAGUAAAUUACGUGUCUUUGCUUGCCUUUUUUUUUAAUUUAGUUCUGUCUCGUAUGAUUUGCCUGACCAUUUGCAUAUACCUUUAAAAUCAGGGUUUUUUUUCUAUAAAUGUUUAUGCUCUUCAUUUUCCUUGUCAGCUAGGUUAGAUGGUUGAAAAGUUAUUUGUGGAUUGCACAAUACUGCGUUUUGGGUUCUCAACACUGUAAGAAAGCUGAAAUACAAGCUAUAGAAGUGCUUUAAAUCUCAUGCAUUUGCUUCUUGAACAAAGUUUAAAUCCUGCACUCGUUUUAUAAUUCAUGUUUCUGAGUUAGCAGAGAAUCAGAAGUAUGACACAAAUUAAGAGAUAUUUUGUUAAACAAAAAUUAAUAACAAAAGUUUUCAUACUAAUUUUGUCUAGUGAGACAAAAAAGCCCCACAAAUUCUAAAACAUUUUUAACAUUUUUUAAUGAAGUGUUUCUGUGACUUCAGUAGAACUGUUUUCUGAGCAAGUGUUGGAGGAUCAAGCCUUUUUAAAGACCAUAUGUGGAAGUCUUGGCCUGUAGAAAUCAUGAUGUUGAACUCUGGAGCUAUAAAUAAUUUGGAUGUUUACUAGAUUAACAUAUAUGCAACAUAACGAUAAGCAUUUUCUAUUUUUAAAAAAAGAGAGAGAAAGGGAUUGUUUGAAUCCUUUUGUAAGGAAAGAUUUCCCUGUACAGAAGAAUGGGAUAUCCUUUAUUUAAAAAAAUAAAAUAAAACCAGUAUUGUCUUCUCCCUCAACUGUUUUAAAUAAGGUUUCCACUUCAUGAUAAAGAGAGACUUGAGAAAUGGCUGCGGAAUAUGAAACGAGAUGCAUGGACUCCAAGUAAGCACCAGCUUCUCUGCAGUGAUCAUUUUACCCCUGAUUCCCUUGAUGUGCGAUGGGGCAUACGAUACUUGAAACAUACUGCUGUACCAACAAUUUUUUCUUCCCCAGAUGAUGAGGAAAAAAACUCUUCUCAGCACAACCCACAAGAGGUAAAGAGAGAAGACCAGGAAGAAGCAAGUGCAAAUGUAGCGUCAGAUAAAGUAUCUGUAUCGCUUGAACCUUGUACACCAAAGAAAAAUAUUGUAAUUGCAGAAAAUGUAGAGGAAAAAGCAGAAGUAGUUUGCUCAACUGCAUUUCCUCUACAAGUGGGAAAACUACAACUUCAAAACAGGGAAGACUUUCAAGCAGACAGUGUAAUCCUUAAUAAUUCAUCUAAACAGCAUAUGCAUCAAUCUACUCCCAUUUUAAUGGCAGCAGCAGUCCAGAACAUGGAAUCUACCAGUGUUCAUAAUUCUGUAGAGAAUCCAAUAAGCUGUACAGCUACAGUCUUGCAGCUUACAGACCUUGACUACUUGAAUUCACCUCUGAAAUUGAAAAAUGCUUUAGUUUCAAUUACUGACUAUCCAACUGAAAAUCCUAACUCUCAUAUUGCAGGCUGUUCUGUUGAAAUGCAGCCAACAAGUGAAGAUGCCAUUUUAGUCAGUACAGUCGCACAAACUAUUGAACAGUUUAAUGGAAGUGAAGAAUCUGUCAUUGCUAUCAUUGUACCAACUGAGAGUCCUGAAGAGCCUCAAAUAGUAAACAGCUCUUUCCUGCCUAUUAAGCAAGAGUUUCUUGACACGGAAGAAACAGAAACAGAAAAAUCUGCAUAUAUGAAUGCGUAUGGUGGAACUGAAGUAUUACAAACUGAACAUUCAUACUGCAAACAAGACAUAGACAGAGAUCACCUUUGGCAAAAAAUUUCGAAGCUCCACUCUAAGAUAACUCUACUUGAAAUGCAGGAGAUAAAAACUUUGGGGAGACUCAGAUCCUUAGAAGCUCUCAUUGGACAGUUGAAGCAAGAAAACCUGCUUUCUGAAGAAAAGCUCAAGAUCGUAGAAAAUUGCUUCACAACGCUUGAAGUGACUAUGAUACAGUAAAGGCUUUAAACAACUGUUCUAAAAUAAUCUUUUUUUAGCCUCUCUGAUUGUCCUUUUGUACAAAUUAACUUUUGCUUCAGUGAUGGUAUUUUAAAUACGCAAGGCAAAUUGUGUGAAUAACAAAUAUUCUUAAAAAUCAACCACUACCAAAGCUAGGUGGUAGACUAUUGCCCUUAAAACAUGACUUGCAAGUAAGCUUUAAGAAAAGUUGAAGUGUUUUGUUAAACUGUAUAAAGUGGAUAAAUAAAAAUAAGUUAAACUUUUCCAGGUACAAGCUUCCUGAAACAUGUGAGCCUAGUGUUCAGUGCAGCAGCAGAAGGGAUAGCAUAACAGUGUAGGAUGAAUGAUUAUAGAACAGUUGUAAAAAGCUGAGUUCUCUCAAAUGAAUGAGGAAGUAUAUAAUACACAUUGUCCAGUAAGGCCACAAUUGCUUCUUAAUCUUCCUUUAGCAUUCAUUCUGGUACCUUUUUGUACACUUUAACCUUAUUAAAAUUGUUUCUGCAAUAAA